Molecule: messenger RNA, 3554 nt
Organism: Elgaria multicarinata webbii
Lineage: Eukaryota; Metazoa; Chordata; Lepidosauria; Squamata; Anguidae
Product: zinc finger protein 25-like
Exons: 5
Coding region: 183-2036 (617 amino acids)
Biological process (GO): regulation of DNA-templated transcription
Molecular function (GO): DNA-binding transcription factor activity, RNA polymerase II-specific; RNA polymerase II cis-regulatory region sequence-specific DNA binding
Source: RefSeq, a predicted model, not a curated record
AUGAUGCGACGGUGACGCGAGCCCCGCGUCCGCCACGGCCGGGACCGUCACGGUGUUGCUAUGGCAACACCGCCUGCCGGGUCAGGGGGUCACCGCGCGGCCUGGUGACAUCUGAGCCCCCUUGGUCUACGUCUCCCCAGAGGAGCUCACGGAGAAUCCGCACGGUGUUGGUGGAUGUGGUGAUGGAGAACUACGAGCUGGUCACUUCACUGGGCUACCCGGUUCUCAAGCCUGAUCUCCUGUCUCGGAUUGAGCGUGCUGGAGAGCAGUGUGUUGGCGAUCAGCUGGACUCUAGCAGAGGGAUUCCAACAGAUCCCUGCCCAGGCUACCGUUUUUUCAAACCCGAGAGCUUGUCGUGGAUUGAGCGGUGGGAGGAGCUUGGCGUCACAGACCGUCAGAAGCUGGAGGAAGGCAAGCUGUGCACGGGCUCCUGUCAAGGAGCAGCUGGGCGCGGCAAGGCCAUCAAGGAAGAGGAAGGCGGCCAGAAGGGCUUUGUGGCCAGCUUGGAGCGCUACCAGCUCUUCCCGGACAGCUCACGCGCAGGGCUCUUCCUGGCCCCCAGCGCCGCGCAGCUGAGGAGCCAGCCCCGCGUCAAGAAGGAGGAGGCCGCCGCCUCGUGCGAGCCCAGCCUCUGUGGCCCGGGCCGCCCGUCCCAGGGCCUGGGGUCGGGGCCGUUCGCCUGUGUGGUGUGCGGCAAGUGCUUCCGGCAGAAGCAGGGCCUCAUCACGCAUGGGCGGAUCCACACCGGCGAGAAGCCCUACCCGUGCCUGGAGUGCGGCAAGCGCUUCCGCCAGCGCCCCAACCUGCUGACGCACCAGCGGGUGCACACGGGCGAGCGCCCCUUCCCCUGCCUGCGCUGCGGGAAGCGCUUUAGCCAGAAGGCCAACCUGGCGGCUCACCAGCGCACCCACGCCGUCCAGGAAGGGCUCAUCACCCCCGAGCCCAAGGUGCCCGUGCCGCGGGGGAGCCGCCAGACGGAGAAGCCCUUCCCCUGCAACGUCUGCGGGAAAAGCUUCAGCCAGCGGCCCAACCUCAUCACCCACCAGCGCAUCCACACGGGUGAGAAGCCCUUCGCCUGCACCGAGUGCGGCAAGCGCUUCAACCAGCGGGCCAACCUCAUCACCCACCGGCGCAUCCACUCGGGCGAGCGCCCCUUCCCCUGUGCCACCUGCGGCCGGCGCUUCAGCCAGAAGGGCAACCUCGCCGCGCACCAGCGCACCCACUCGCAGCAGCGGCCCCACGCCUGCCCCUGCUGCCCCAAGCGCUUCAAGGGCGAGUCGGCGCUGCGGGCACACCAGAGGACCCACCGGCAGGUCUUGGGCACGGAUCCUCUGGCCGGCACCCUCUUGGCAGCCCCCACCCUCCAGCAGCCCCUGCAGGGGGAUCCGGCCGCCGCCGUUGCUGCUGCCGCCGCCGCUGCCGCCUCCGUAGCUGCACAGCGAGCAACGCCAGCCCCCCGCCAGGAGCUGACUGGGGAGCCUCCUCCAGGCGUCCACCGGCCAGCUCCGCCUGGGCCACAUGGAGCCCCCCACGGGCAAAGUCUUCCCGCGGACCCUCCGCCCGGCCCCCACACCGCAGGCCCGGCUGGGCACCUCCAAGGCGUGGCCCCCGGCUCCGAGCAAGGGCCGAAGCUCAGCGCCCCUCCGGCGGGCAUGGAUCCCCACGCAGAGCUGCUCCAUUGUCAGCGCCGGCUGAGCCUGCCCGCGCUGCCCACCUCCAGCGCCCAUUCCGUGGUGCCCAUGGGGCAGCCCCAGCCGAUCACCACCAAGCCGAAGGGCCUCGCUGGGCCCCGGCCCACUGCCGUGGAGGCUCCGAGCGAGAUGCUUCACUGCCUCUGCCACGCCAGCCGGGCCUCCUUGGUCAUUCCUCACCCGCCGCAUCUUGGGCAGCUGCAGCCGGGCAGCAGAGAUGCCCCUGGCCGAGCCUGGCUGGGCAUCCCUUGCCCCACACGCACCCUCCAGCUCCAGCAGGGGGCUCAGAGCCAUCCGGCCGCCCCCAACCCCAGACUGUGUUCCAUCCCGGAUUCCCUGCGAUAGCUUCCCCCCCGCAAAGAUGGGCACUGUGCAAGCACAGACUAUGUGGGGCUGGGCUCCCUCUGGACCCCGCAGACACAGCCCUUUGGGGGCAGGCAAUGGGGCUCAUGCAUGUAUCGUGGACAGGAGAGCCCUUAGCCUGCGUCAGCCCCCUCUCGGGACGUCCGUGAACCCUCUUUCUCCCUUGCAUCUCCUGGCAUAGGACUGGCAUGGCCAUUUGGGGAACCAUCCGAAAAGAUCGUGGGGUUGUUUUUUUGUUUUUUUGCAAAGGCACCAGGUGUGGAGCUCGCACAUGAUGGGGAGCCCAGAGCCCCAGGGGGUGUAUUGUGCCAAGUGUAUUCCUUCAUCCCAACACUGCAUCAUCUCUCUCUCCCCUCCCCCCACGCCCCCCCUCCGGAACCAGCAGGACCAGGCAGCUCAUCCUCCGUGCAACGGAGCUCUGUCGAGGGAAAGACCGGCCCAGAACCGGCAGCAUCUGCGGCCUCUGGGCCGGCAGCCAGUGGCCUUGCCGCUGUGCCCGUCCUAGUUCCCCUCGCUUCCUUGGAAAGGCGAUAGUAGAGGAUUCCCCUCCUCCCCUGUCCCUCGGCAUGCCUGCUGCUCUCCGUGUGCAGAUCAAGUUGCAGCCGGAAGCUUGUCCGUGGGUUCUAGAGCCAGCGGGCCCAGAAGAAGUUGCCGUGAAGAUGCAGCCCGAGAUGACCAGAGGGCAGAUGGCUGAGCUGCUUCGGGUUGAAGCACCCCUGGGCUCGCUUGGGGGACUUGAAACAUCCUUCCCAACCCGGCCCCUGUUCCUGAUGCGCUCGGGCAAGUAUUGACUUAAAUGCGCACCACGUAGAAGAAAUGUGCGAUUGGAACCCAAUCAGAGCAGCUGCUGCUGCAGAAGCCAUCUUGGCAACCGAACUUUCCUGGAAGAAAGGGGCGAGGGCGAGGGCGGGCCGUGCGGACUAGUGCCAAGCUCCAAAUGGUGAACAAGCGCCACAGCGUCCGUCACGACCCUGCGCCCCGUGAGCUCCGUCAAGGGCCCAGCGGACUCCAGCGUGUUGGGAUGAGGAAGGCCUGCUGCCUUAUGGGUUCAGCCUGCUCUGCCCGCCUGUGAAUCGGGGGCCCAGGGCGGAGAACCAAGGCAGCUGCAUCUCCAGAGACGGUGGGAGGAGGGGGGGAGUUGGAUGUGCUUCAAAAGCAACGUGCUGCUCCAGAACUGUCCCGAUCCUGCCAUGGGCUGAGUGGGACUGAACUCCAAGAGUUGACGAGAACCAUACCAGAAGCAAAGCUGCCCCGAGAGCUGCACUCUGCCUUCUUUCUUGCCUGCAGCGGCCGUCCAGCCAGCCAGCCAGCUCUGUGCAGGUGCAGCAUGGGGGAGCGAACGCCACAGCGGUGCCUGUGCUGCACAGCAGUGCAGAAGUCCCCCUCCAAAGCACGAGUGCAGCAGCAGCAGCAGCAGCAGCUAGCUAGCAAGGGCCCAGGCACGCGAGGUGAGCUAUGGCAGCAUUGACCAAAGAGGAGGGCUUGUAGGUGGGACUGGCA